AUGGAAGGUAUCGCAGCAAAACGAAAGUCCGCACGAAGCUCUCCCAUCAGUACUAUAAGUGCUGUCAUGGUCUUGAUGAAGCCAAAGAAAUCAACUCAGAAACCGCGCAUUCAUAGCUAUUCCCAACAUGGAUCGAAACAACACUCAUCAGCCUACCUCCUCUCCCUCCCUGAGGAGAGCUUCGCGCAUGUCACUGCAUACCUCGACCCGCUCAGCCUGUACAGACUCUCCCUUACUUGCCGGAGGCUGAGGGACCAUGUCGAGCAAGAUACAGUCUGGCACAGAGCCUUCUUGUGGACUUAUCUGAGCAUAGAGCCAGAAGGUAGAGAAGCGCACCAUGACAAAGCCGAACUGCUGCUUAGACGGCGCGAGAAUACCUGGAAGAAGGAAUAUAUCGCCCGCUGGAUGCUUAUUCGGCGCUUGCAACAUUCACGGAACGCAACUGUGGCUCACAUUCCUACCCACUCGGCAAUCGCAUCGCAUCUCUACUUCCCUUCGACACAAGCUCUGCUCUCUGCUUCUUCGGCCUAUGGAGUCGUUGCGCGAUCUCUCCCCCUCACAGGUCGCGUCCUGAAGGGCUACCUUGACUCACAUGGCACCUUCAAUGGCUUGGGCAUAGGCAAUCCAAAUGCAGAGUUCAGCAUCGAAGUCUCCGCCAUUUGCCUCGGCAAAGAAGGUGAUGCGCAAGAAGGAGCGACUGGACGCAUCCUUUGGGGGUUUAGAAACGGCGACGUAGCUAUCACCCGUGGAGUCAAGCCCGCCGAGGUUGGCCGUGCCGCUCGUCUGAUACGCUCCGCACCAGCAGAUGCCCACAGACAACGAGUAGAAGCACUCGUAAUGGGUCAGAGGGGAAUUGUUGCCAGUGCUGGUGCCGAUGGCAGAGUAAAACUCUGGGAUGGUGCGAGUAGUGGUCACACUCUUCGAUGCCUCUGGGCCAGCGACCCCGCCGCUACUGGAAACGUUAUCGGACCACUGUGCAAAGUGCAGUACGAAGGCUCGUUUGUGAUUGCUGCGUCUACCGGCGGUCAAGUGCUGAUAUGGCACGGAAUCGACCUGCCGACUUUACUCACCGCCAAGAACACGAUUAUGGGCAACAUGCCUCAUAUUAUCCCUCCGCCAGUUGUCACCAGUUCGACCGGGGCGGCACAAGAUGCGGCACAUAUUGAUUCACAGACUACCACGCUUCUGCUCAACGUUAUCUCAUCCGAAGCCGCAUUCAUAUUGGUUCAUUACGGUGAUGCGGAUCACUUUUGGCGCUUCCGUGUCAAUGUCCCUGUUGCCGAGUAUGGGCAACCUCCUGCGAAGAUCAAUAUCGAGUGCACUCAAUUUGCUGGCGGACCAGUUGGCUCCAUCACCGCAAUAGCGGCGUCCUUCAAGCCCGCCUCGUCGUCUACAACACCGGCUGCCCCAUCGCCAGUUGUCCCUUCCCCAGCACCGGAACCGGUGGACACAGAUACGAUGUUCGAAAUGUCUGAUAUUCCUGUUCGCGUACAGCCCCAAAUCUUGCAGAUGGAUAUAGACGCGUUUGCGACCGUGCGCUCUACUAAGGAGCACUCCUUCAUAGUGUCCGGCGAUGUCUUGGGCAGAGUUUGUCUCUGGGAUUGGGAGGCUGACGGCACUCCAGCACCUCGACAAGACCCGUCGAUCCCGAAGCAGGCCCCUUUAGAUGUAACCAUUGUUUCGACGUGGCGGAAAUGGCAAGCCCAUGACGAUGGCGGUGUUUCUGCAUUGAAGCUCCAUGCCGGUCUCCUCAUCACGGGCAGCUCGCAAGGCUCUGUCAAGGUCUGGGAUCCCUUGCCGCCCAUCGACUCGCCACUUCCCCUCCGAGUUCUUCCCUCUCCCUCACCCCGGCCCCACAAUGGCCAGCCGUGGGAAGGAGUUAGCCAGAUUUCCCUCGAAGGCGAUGUGAUCGUCGCAAGUGUCGGAUCGCGGAUCAUCGCAUGGCGUGGAGGUAACAUCGGACGAGACAAAUCCGGACAGGGAAAAGCAAAAGGCAGGAUUUCCAGCAGAGCAGUAAGCGGAAAGUUCGCUCAACAAAUCGAGAUGGAAAGGGACAUCAGAGAUUCCCGUCGGGAACUGGAAGAGGAGCACGACGUAUUCCGCUCGAAGAUUGUUCGGGAACGCGAGCAGCUACAAAAGCUGACCGAGCUCGGACUGGACGAAAUAGGAGCUUUGGAAUACGCUCUUAUGCUUAGCCGCGAUGAAGAAGAGAAGAAGACCAUGACUGGCUUGAAUUCCAGUGAAGAUGACCUAGCGUGGCAGGAGAUAGGUUCGACUUCCCGAGGACGCCCGGCUGAUGAAGCGGAUUCCCCAGACUUCUCCCCCCCUGUUUCGAGAGGUUCAUCGUCCUCGCGGGAAGCUUUCAACAUUGGAAGAGCCGGCGUGUCUGUGUCUCCGGCUGCCCGACACGUGUCGUCGUCGGCUCAUUCGUCUUCAUCUUUUCUGGCAUCGCCACGAUUGGCCGCAUCCCUUACCAACGCCAAGGUCCAAGUUUCCCCUUUGCUAUACCCAGAACCCAUGCAGGCUGGAAAGUCAUACAACCCUGAUCUCAGCGUCAGUCCUCCGAGCUUCUCCCUGGAUUCCUUCAGUCGUGACAGCGUGCCAACAACCCCAAUCAAUUUCCCAUCUCUGCCGCCUUCAUCCCGUGCGUCCGCCCACUCGUCACCACGUCUUAGCCCUGUCGAGGGGACAAUGACGUGGCGCGGUACUGGUAGCUUGGGGCAUGAUAGAGCACACACGAAAGGAUGGAACGUUGUCGCACGCUCUCCUGCUCCGCCGUUGAAUGAGAGUGUCCCUGUUCUCCAGGCCGCGACCGCCCAAAUUAACCCCUCACCGAUCAAACCGAUGGAAGUUCUUAACUCUGGACGGACAUCUCUAUUGAGUGCUCAGCUCGCGUCGUUAACCCCACGCGAUCGCCCACUUCAUUUAGAAGAAGAGGACGAAGUGUUGAGACAUGUUAUGGAGCUGAGCCUUGCUGAGGCACAGAGCCUGGCAAUGGAGGUAUAGAACUCAACAACCCUAUAGAAUUGUCGAUGAGAUGGUUUGUCAUCAUGCUCCGGUACCUGUUUCUUUUUGCCCGUAAUGUCCCUAGAUCAUCAG
This is a messenger RNA of Dacryopinax primogenitus, 3099 nucleotides long. RefSeq lists its product as uncharacterized. Bases 1 to 3006 code for a protein of 1001 amino acids. The record is from RefSeq and is a predicted model, not a curated record. Gene Ontology annotation, molecular function: protein binding. Gene Ontology annotation, cellular component: preribosome, large subunit precursor. Lineage: Eukaryota; Fungi; Basidiomycota; Dacrymycetes; Dacrymycetales; Dacrymycetaceae. The transcript is spliced from 4 exons.